GAUGCUGGCCGAACUGGGAGUAAACCAUGCGGAUGGAUUAGAAGUUGCGCUUUAGUUUGUUGUUGCAAAAGAAAUGAAAAUUUAUUUCGAUAAAGUGUGAAGUGAGAAUUUUUCGGGAUAGUUUGCAAUGUCUACAUUAGACCGCGAUCGUUUUCAUCGUGCAGCAAGGGAUGGUUUUUUGGAUUUGUUAAGGGAUGCCACACGGAAAGAUUGCAAUGCCCCGAUGAUGAUGGAAUGACUCCUGCGCUUUGGGCAGCAUAUUAUGGAAAUCUUGAUGCCCUAAGGCUUAUCGUCGGCAGGGGGGGUGACCCAGACAGGUGUGACCACUACGGCAACACGGCACUACACUGGGCAGCAGCAAACGGACAUAUGAACUGUGUUUCCUUUCUGGUCAAUUUCGGUGUUUCACUUUGGGCAUUGGACAACGACUUUCACACACCCUCAAACAUAGCAGCCAUGAACCAAAGGGACGAAAUCAUCAGAUAUCUUGACGACGUCGUGGCGAGGCAAAGUGCCCUUAACAAGAAACUCGUUCAAAAACUCAAAGAAAAAGCCGUCAUUGAGGCGGAAAAAAGAAUAAAGUUAUACCAGAAGCUCCAGCGUAAAGCUGCCAAGCGGGCAGAAAAAGAGGAGAAAGAGAUAGAAAAACAGCGCAAAAAGUUAUAUGGCUCUGAAUUUCAAUUAAACGGCCUCAUAAGUAAGACAUCCAGCCUCACCAUAGCGAGUCUAAGACGUGACGCUGCGAAAAUAACUUACGCGUCGCCUAAAUAUUCAGACAUCAUAAGCAACGGAGCCGGAACUACCAAAAAGGGUUUGGGGGCAGUUUCGAAGAGGAUACAGCAAAAGAAGCAGAAUGUCGUGAUGACAGCAGCCGACUUUAAAGUGAGGGAACCUGAGGUGAACGGCAAAAGGUCCAUUCGCUCGCUUUCCGGACUUCUGAGGGACUCUGAAGUGCUCUACGUGCCAAAGUACGACACGCAGAGCACGACUUCCGGACAAAACCACAGGAGACACAUGAGAGACGUCUUCGAUAAUAAAAGCGAACUUUCCAGAGCCAUCAGCGAGCCGGAUUUCAUGCACGCCACGGAUUCCGGAUUCGGCGACGACGUACCCCCCUUGGAGCCGUCCGGAAGCAUCUUCGAGCGUCCCGGAUUCGGGUCUGUGGCUUUCCGGAAUUCGAUGUCUGGCACUCUGAUGUCUUUGCCUUCCACCUCCACUGAGGAAAAUGACGAGGACAGCGACGAGGACUUGGAUUCCACCAGGAUAAGUGAGAAGGACUCCGACCUACAGAACGACUCUGUGGAAGACAGCAUUGGCAGCGCCGGCAGUCUUGCACACAGGAAUAGUCAUCCGCCAUGGGAUGACGACGAAGGUCAUUUUGAUGACGAAGAUGGAAUGGAUGCGACUCCAAUGGUGGUUUUCCUCGUGGCUCAUGGCUUGAUGGAGUACACAGCAGCUUUGGCCAAAGAAAAAAUCGACCUCGAAGCCUUGAUGUUGUUGACAGAGGAGGACUUGAAAACCCUUGGCCUCCCGUUGGGGCCCAGGAGGAAGUUAGCCAAAGCAAUUGAAGACCGAAAAAUCGCAAUGGUGACUCCGGGCGAUCUUUUAGAUUCCAGACUUUAACAAAACAGACGAUUUCAUUGUUGAGAUGGAACUAAGCAUACUACAGAAAG
Messenger RNA from Uloborus diversus, 1673 nucleotides. RefSeq names its product pre-mRNA splicing regulator USH1G-like. Gene Ontology annotation, molecular function: protein binding. NCBI's taxonomy places the organism in Eukaryota, Metazoa, Arthropoda, Arachnida, Araneae, Uloboridae. Bases 235 to 1623 code for a protein of 462 amino acids. The record is from RefSeq and is a predicted model, not a curated record. The transcript is spliced from 3 exons.